UUCUUCAAUGUUUUGACGUGCAUGGCAAUGGCGGAUUUUAUGUUUAUCACAUAUUUUAUAUUAUCGUUGACACUCAAGUUAUGUCCAGGUGGGCAAUAUAUUUUUCAGUCAAACAAAUUUUUUGUUCUAACGAUAUAUAAUUCGCGAGACUCGUUUUUAGGAGAAGAAGAGAAGCUUUCUUUAUUAGAAAAUGAUUUUUCUGUUGAAAGUGGAGAACCACAGAAAUCUAUAGACAUUAUGGCUUUUAAUGGCAGUUCAAUUGGACAACAACGUUUUAAAUGCCAUACUUGCGAUGGACCAGAUUGCCGAUAUACUCAAAUCUGCCAUAAUGCAAUUACUUGUUGGAAAUCUAGAGUAAAAGAAUCAAACGGUGCAGAAAGUGUAAGUAGAGGAUGUACUUCAACAAUGGAGCAUAUGUUGUUAUUGUGUAAUAAGCAAUUACCGCCACGUAUCGUUCAAAGUGCUACCAAAAAAAGACAUGUUAAUGGACUCCCACAUGGUGUACAAUAUUAUGUUGAAUGUUGCCAAACAGAUUUGUGUAAUGGCGGACCAUUUCCAAUAUUACAUGACUUUAAUGGAGAUGUUGUUGAAGAAGAUUACGCAGUUAAAUUAACAUUGGCAAUUUUGGGUUCUAUGGUUGGAUUCUGCAUUAUUGCUGGAAUAGUGCUGUUUUAUUUAUUGGUAUGUAGGACUCGUAAAAAAAGGACAUUGGCUGCAAGGCGUAAUAAACUUGUUAUAGAUUCUGAAAUGGAGUCAUCUAUCUUACAUUUUUCGUUUUCUUCUCCAACAUCCACUACUACGUAUCAUUCUCAUGAAUUAAAAGCAACUGCAGCUGGUGAUAGUACUCUAAAGGAAUACUUGGAUGGAAGGAGUUUAACUAGUGGAUCAGGAUCUGGUUUACCAUUAUUGGUACAAAGAACACUAGCUAAACAAGUAGCAUUAGUGGAAUGCUUAGGUAGCGGUGGUAAUGGUGGAUUUGGUGGAGAAGUUUGGAGAGGAGUAUGGCAUGGUGAAAAUGUUGCUGUAAAAAUAUAUUUUUCACGAGAUGAGGCAGCUUGGGCUCGUGAGACUGAAGUUUAUUCUCAAUUGCUGCCAUCAAGACAUGAUAAUAUUCUUGGUUAUGUCGGAAGUGAUAUGACAAGCAGAGCAAGUUGCACUCAACUUUGGCUAGUGACACAUUAUCAUCCAAUGGGAUCACUUUUUGAUUAUUUAAAUCGUACACCUCAUUCUUUAACACAUCAUCAAACACUCAGUAUCUGUUUGAGUAUUGUGAAUGGAUUGCUUUAUUUACAUACUGAGAUUCACGGAACUAGAGGAAAACCGGCUAUGGCACAUCGUAAUCUUAAAUCUAAAAAUAUUCUUGUUAAAACUAAUGGUAGUUGUGUAAUCGCUGAUUUUGCGUUGGCAGUAACACAAGAACGUUUGACUACAGAUAGAAUUGAUUUAAAACAAGGUACAAAACGAUAUAUGAGCCCAGAGAUUCUCGAGCAAACGAUAAACACAGAGUGUUUAGAGAACUUCAGGCGAGCAGAUAUAUACAGUUUAGGCUUGAUACUAUGGGAAGUUUGUAGAAGAUGUUUAAGUAAUGGUGUCGCAUUGGAAUAUGCAGCACCAUAUUCUGAGUGGCUUUCUAAUAGUCAAGAACCUUCUAUUGAAGAAAUGAGAAAAUUAGUUUGUUUGGAUCAGCACAGACCACCCCUUCCUAACAGAUGGCAUUCUGAUCCAACAUUGGCUGGUUUGGGAAAAUUAAUGAAAGAAUGUUGGCAUGGGAAACCUGCAGCACGUCUACCCAUUCUUAGAGUAAAAAAAACACUUGUUAAACUGGCAGCUAACGACACACGUGUUCAUUUGUCUCUUGAUUAAGUAGUAUGGAUACAUUAUUAUUUUAUGCAGAUAUUUAUUAGUAAGAAAGUAAGCUGUGUGACUUGUUCUGUAAAUUUAUUUUUUUGCAAAAAAGAAAGACAAUUACAUAAAGUUUAUACUCUUCAUUCAUUUUAUUAUAUGGAUAUUUAUAAUUAUCUUAAGUUGAAAAAUGAUAUUUGAAACGAAGAUAAAACAGAAAAUUCUUGUUCAAUAUGAUCGUAAUUUUAUACGUUAUAAUUUGUAGAGUAAUAUUAGUGUAGUGUGUCCUUGUAUAGUGUAUUUAAGAAAUUUUUUUUUCUUUUUUAUUAUUAUUAUUAAUUUUUAAUACAGGAAAACCUCAGCCAUUUUAA
Molecule: messenger RNA, 2213 nt
Organism: Heterotrigona itama
Lineage: Eukaryota; Metazoa; Arthropoda; Insecta; Hymenoptera; Apidae
Source: the annotation of a GenBank genome assembly